Messenger RNA from Cebus imitator (Panamanian white-faced capuchin), 2364 nucleotides. Its product is annotated as BTB/POZ domain-containing protein 9. The record is from RefSeq and is a predicted model, not a curated record. The transcript has 8 exons. Gene Ontology annotation, biological process: adult locomotory behavior; circadian behavior; modulation of chemical synaptic transmission. NCBI's taxonomy places the organism in Eukaryota, Metazoa, Chordata, Mammalia, Primates, Cebidae. Gene Ontology annotation, molecular function: protein binding. Bases 904 to 2361 code for a protein of 485 amino acids.
GCCUCCAGAGUAUCUGUGACUACAGGCGCGCUCGUGCCACCAUACCCGUCUAGUUUUUGUCUUUUUUGUAGAGCCGGGGUUUCACUAUGUCGCCCAGGCUGGUCUCGAACUCCUGAGCUAAAGCGAUCCACCCACCUCGGCCUCCCAAAAGUGCUGGGAUUAGAGGCGUGAGCCACCAAGUCAAAUGGGCUUUAUACUUACAAAAUACCUUUGCAGACUUAUUUCAUUUUCACCUCACAACUCUCCAGCGUAGGCUGGACCGGUAUUAUCAUGGCCUUUUACUGAAAGAGGAAACUGAGAGUCAAGGUUGGGGCAGUUAACAAGCGUCACUUAGCAGCCUCGACAUUAACCACGCUCUCAGCCCCUUUUGGUCCUACUCCUAAGAGAACCUUCCUGCACCUCCAAGAACUUGCCGAUCGGGUCUGUGGCGGUCUGGACGAGGUCACUCCAUAGGCGCCCAGAACCUUCCCACCCGUAGUGACGCGCGCCGGUGACGCCAUACAGUGACGUAUGGUGACGCGACUUACCGGGAGCCAGGUGCCGGCAGGGCAGCCACACCCUGGGGCCCCCUGCUCUCUAGGCGCAGAGGGUCGGGCCGGUGCGGAAAAGCCGCAGAAGCCGCUUCUGGCUACCUUCCGGGCCUGCACCCCCGGACCCAGCAGCCGGCGGUCGAUCGGUUGCUAAGUGACGCCAGCGCGCAGUGGCGCGUGCGCGGCCACGGCGGAGUGCGUGAGGGCGGACGCGCGCCGCGACGGCGGCGGCGGCGAGGACGGCGGCCACGGUAGUGGCCAAGGGGGCGGUGGCAAAGAGGGGGGUGCGGAGCGGGCGGAAGAGGCGUCUGUGCCGGCGGCUAGGUCGCAGAGGAACAUCGUUGGGAUCAACGACUAUCGUCUAUUCCACAAGAUGAGUAACAGCCACCCUCUUCGCCCCUUUACUGCAGUGGGGGAAAUUGAUCAUGUGCACAUUUUGUCUGAACAUAUUGGUGCCUUGUUGAUUGGGGAAGAAUAUGGCGACGUCACAUUUGUUGUGGAAAAGAAACGUUUUCCUGCGCACAGGGUGAUUUUAGCAGCCAGGUGCCAAUAUUUUCGAGCAUUAUUGUAUGGCGGAAUGCGAGAGUCUCAGCCUGAAGCAGAAAUUCCUCUCCAAGACACCACUGCAGAAGCAUUCACAAUGCUACUCAAGUAUAUCUACACAGGGCGGGCAACGCUGACUGAUGAGAAGGAGGAGGUGCUGCUGGACUUUUUAAGCCUGGCUCAUAAAUAUGGAUUUCCAGAGCUAGAGGAUUCUACUUCCGAGUAUCUCUGCACCAUACUUAACAUUCAGAAUGUCUGUAUGACUUUUGAUGUUGCCAGUCUGUACUCACUUCCCAAGUUAACUUGUAUGUGCUGCAUGUUUAUGGACAGGAAUGCUCAGGAGGUGCUCUCAAGUGAAGGUUUCCUCUCCCUUUCUAAGACAGCACUUUUAAACAUCGUGUUAAGAGAUUCAUUUGCAGCUCCCGAAAAAGAUAUUUUCCUAGCCCUACUAAACUGGUGUAAGCAUAAUUCAAAGGAGAAUCAUGCUGAAAUCAUGCAGGCUGUGCGUUUACCUCUCAUGAGCCUCACUGAACUUCUGAAUGUUGUGAGGCCUUCGGGACUGUUGUCUCCUGAUGCCAUUCUGGAUGCCAUUAAAGUGCGAUCGGAGAGCCGGGAUAUGGACCUCAAUUACAGAGGCAUGCUCAUACCAGAAGAAAACAUUGCGACUAUGAAGUAUGGAGCCCAGGUUGUAAAGGGGGAGUUGAAAUCGGCCUUAUUAGAUGGUGAUACUCAAAAUUAUGAUUUGGAUCAUGGAUUUUCGAGGCACCCAAUUGAUGAUGAUUGCCGUUCCGGCAUUGAGAUUAAGCUAGGUCAGCCAUCCAUUAUCAAUCACAUACGGAUACUCCUGUGGGACCGAGAUAGCCGGUCUUAUUCAUACUUCAUUGAAGUGUCAAUGGAUGAACUUGAUUGGGUCAGAGUGAUAGAUCAUUCACAAUAUCUGUGUCGUUCUUGGCAGAAAUUAUAUUUUCCAGCCCGUGUCUGCAGGUAUAUUCGAAUUGUUGGGACUCACAACACAGUGAACAAGAUUUUUCACAUUGUGGCUUUUGAAUGUAUGUUUACAAACAAAACCUUCACUCUUGAGAAGGGGCUGAUAGUUCCCAUGGAGAACAUUGCAACAAUUGCUGAUUGUGCCAGCGUGAUUGAAGGAGUCAGUCGGAGCCGAAAUGCCUUGCUGAAUGGGGACACUAAGAAUUAUGAUUGGGAUUCUGGCUACACAUGUCACCAGCUAGGAAGUGGUGCGAUUGUGGUUCAGCUGGCACAGCCAUACAUGAUUGGGUCAAUACGGUAAGAA